Molecule: messenger RNA, 702 nt
Organism: Mesorhabditis spiculigera
Lineage: Eukaryota; Metazoa; Nematoda; Chromadorea; Rhabditida; Rhabditidae
Source: the annotation of a GenBank genome assembly
AUGUUGCACAGUUUGUGUCAUCAUUUACAGAUCCCGUGCGUGGCCGUCUCGAAUUUCGGCCUUUCGACAACCGUGAGCGAUUUCCUGACCCAGCUGGGACCGAGGAGAGGGCUAGCCGCGCAAGCCACCCGCGAGUUCAUCCACAACCUGCGGUGGAACAGCUUUCUGCUGGCAUAUCAGGCGGAUUCCGACCUCGAGGAAGUGGCGCCGCUGAUGACCGACCGGAACGAUGAUGAUCAUCUGACGAUGCGGCCGAGCGUCAAGGUGAAAAAGUUGCCGCGGAGCACCGACGAGUUCGAGCCGUUCUUGAAAUACAUCCGGAACAAGUUGAAGCAGACGAAUAUCGUGGUCCACUCGAACAACAUCACCAUCCUGUACAGCCUCAUCCAGCUGGCCAGAGGGAUGAACAUGACCGAGCAGCCGUACAGCUACGUCUUUACGCAUACGGACCUCUCCCUGCUCGAAGACUUCCUCAACAACAUUGGCCCGUUCCAUUGUAACAUCACUGGGCUGCAGCUUGUCAAGAACGACCCGAUGAUGAAGACCGAGCUGGCCCUUACGACCGAGACAGUAUCGGCGAUCGGAGCCGCGGUAGCGAAGCUCCAAGAGCUCGGCUACCCUCCGCGCCCAGCUUCAUUACUCUGCGAUGCUCGGGACAGUUGGAGAGACGGGAAACGAAUGCACGAGGCGAUUCGGAAGCUU